Molecule: messenger RNA, 14495 nt
Organism: Toxorhynchites rutilus septentrionalis
Lineage: Eukaryota; Metazoa; Arthropoda; Insecta; Diptera; Culicidae
Product: diacylglycerol kinase eta
Exons: 15
Coding region: 1240-6789 (1849 amino acids)
Biological process (GO): intracellular signal transduction; lipid phosphorylation; diacylglycerol metabolic process
Molecular function (GO): protein binding; ATP-dependent diacylglycerol kinase activity
Source: RefSeq, a predicted model, not a curated record
UUGGGUGGAAGGGCUGCUGUUCGGGUGAAAUUUCAGUUUUUUCCUUCCUCCAAACCAAACCAUAAUAUUGUGCACAAAAGAACACAAAAGUAGUUUUUCGAAAACAAAAAAGCUCAGUGUAAUCUUCGUAGUGUAGUGGAGUAGUGGAAAAGCGUUGUUUUUAGCGUUUAAUAUAAGUUCGGGAUGCAUUUGUUGAUUUUGGGUUCAACAACGAGCAAGAGCGGAGAAUGAAAGCCCCACUCAGAAGAAAAGUUUUGCAUGUGCAGCAGGUGGGAUUACGAUAUGAUAUUUUGUGUUUACUGGAGCAGAGAUGUAUACCUUAAACACUUUCACCAGCGAAAGACUUUAGAUAGAGGUGCGAAUGGCUCGAAGUUUUAUCUGUUGGAUUGUUCUGACCACAAUGGCUGUUCUGCGAGUGUAGUGUAGGGAUGUUGGAUGCUCCCGUGAACCAGUUUGGGAAGAAGAGUGAAUAUCAUGAACCAUAUAUAUACACUGUCUUAAGAUUAAUUAGAAGUAUACAAACAAAAUUAGCUAGUCUGUUUCUUGUGCAAAAUAAUUCGCAUUAUUGAUUCUACGUGGGGUCUCUUCCCCUGGUCAAAUUGUAACGAAACGAAAAAUACGUGUUCAUGAAAUCAUUUACCUUACAAAAAAAAUCUGCCAAGGCGACAGAAGAUUGUACAGCGAAACGAAGCGAAUCAUCUAACCUCAUAGUUUUCACGAAAACAAUAAAAAAAAAACGAAACAACAAUCAUCUGCAAUCAUAUUCCAGCGUGUGAAUAUUGCAUCCGGCAUAGUUCUAACUUAAUAAGAUUACAUUUUCAAACGAAAUUCACUUCGAGAGGAAAAAUGGCCUGCAGUGAGAAAAGAAAGCGAAAAGUGAUACUGUCGUGACACAUCCAUAACUUUGGGGUUUGUGAUAUACUACAUUGUGUAUUCGAAGCCACAGGAACAGAGCGGUCUUUACCCGCUGAGAAAGCAGAAGAGAGAGGUAAACCAGGAAGACCAAGAGAGUUCGCGAAACGCACAUCCCUACAAACCGCCGAGAGAUAACUGACCCCAAAGUACAGAGAGAGUAACAUUAUUUUCAAACCAUUGAUAAGAAAAAAAGUAAACAUAAUUAGAGUGCUCAGUGUCCAUCUAUACCCAAAAAAUACCUUCUAAUAUUUUUGUGGAGGGUAGUGGAUCAUUCCGAGAGUAUCCUUAGGAGUAAGGUGAGGAUCACCGUGGGGGAAACGAGGAAUGGCGGAGGCACCAGGAAGUCCACGCUCCGGGGACGAAUCCUCUGAGAGUGAUAAUGAGACAGAACCAGCAAAAACUUUCCACCGGAAAUUGUCAACGAGGAAGGACAUCAAGUCUGCGGCUGCCACCAAGGAGGGCUAUCUGAUGAAGCAGACAUGGUCGUUCCAGAGAUGGCGUAGACGCUAUUUUCGACUGAAAGGCCACAAGCUUUACUAUGCCAAGGACAGCAAGAGCGAUAUUUUCGAUGAAAUUGAUCUCUCCAAUUUGUGCUUCGCUGAAUGCAGUACGAAAAAUGCAAAUCAUAGCUUUCAGUUAAUUACACCGACUCGUUCGCUAGUGAUGAGUGCCGAAAACCGCCGCGAGAUGGAAGAGUGGCUGCACGCCCUGAAAGUCGCCUCGUCGCGUGAAUUUUUCGAACCGGGACCACCUGAUCAGAACGAUUUCCUGUCGGGACAUCACCAUUGGUUGUCUACCUCUCACGCUCGACCAACGUAUUGUAACGUUUGCCGAGAUGCCCUCUACGGUGUCACUUCGCAUGGACUCUCGUGUGAUUUGUGCAAGUUCAAGGCUCACAAACGGUGCGCAGCAAAAUCAAUUUCCAAUUGUAAAUGGACCACACUUGCUUCCGUUGGGAAGGAUAUUAUCGAAGAUGUCGAUGGGAAUAUCGUCAUGCCUCAUCAGUGGAUGGAGGGAAAUCUGCAGGUGUCAGCAAAAUGCAUGGUUUGUGACAAGACAUGCGGCUCGGUAUUGCGUCUCCAAGAUUGGCGCUGUCUAUGGUGCCGAUCCACAGUACACACGGCUUGCAGGCCCCAAGCCCAGGUUGCCUGCCCGAUGGGACCGUUGCGGGUCUCUAUCGUGCCGCCAACGUCACUCCAUUCGAUAGGAAUUGAUGAUGCGUGGGAUGUUUGUAAACCAAAUUGUAGUUUCUCGCCCCUGUUGGUGUUAGUAAAUAGUAAAUCCGGCGAAAACAAGGGCAACAAUUUUCUCAAGCGUUUCAAGCAGCUGCUGAAUCCAGCACAAGUUUUCGAUAUCAUGAACAAUGGCCCCGGAAUAGGGCUUCGUCUGUUUCGCCACUUCGAUCCUUUCCGAAUACUGAUUUGUUCUGGUGAUGGAUCCGUCGGUUGGGUUCUCAGAGAAAUUGAUCAUCUAAAUAUGCAUAAACAAUGUCAAAUAGCAGUGCUUCCACUAGGCACCGGAAAUGACCUGGCACGUGUUUUGGGUUGGGGCGGUUCCUGCGACGAUGAAGCCCACUUGCCGCAGUUGCUCGAGCGUUACGAACAGGCAAGCACAAAGAUGCUGGAUAGAUGGAGUGUCAUGGUGUACGAACGAGGUCCGAUUGGGAUCGUAGAGCCCCCAACGCGCACCCCGAGGAUGUCAAUCUCGUAUCACAUGGAUCCGUUGCUGUAUCAAUAUGAGGAUGACGCGCUCGGUAACCUUCAGUCAAUUGUGACCAACGACGACACGCAGACGAAAAUGCAAACGACGCGAGAGCUGUGUGAAACAAUCAAAGAUUUUACCGCUAGAGUAAGAGAAAACAGCUCCAACGAAGAGCAAUUAUGUACAAAAUGUGAUAUUUUAAGACAAAAAUUAGGUAUGUUUUUAGAUACACUGAAGGAAGAAGAAGCUGGUCUUCAUGGUGACGACGAAUUAUUUCGAACACUGAAAGAAAUUGCUCAAAAAAGUGCCUCAGAAAGACCAAUAGAUACCGCUUUUUCCACAAACAGAAAGACGAUAGAAAAAAAUGAAAAAGACAAACUCAAUUCCAAAGAGCGCACAAGUACGUUGGACCGUCGGUCUGAUAAAGAAGCACUUUUAGCUCGUGCGAACAGCCUGAAGCGAGCAAUUCAUGACGUAGUUAAGUAUACCGAAAUAUGCGGACAGUAUAUGCCCCCAAAGCGACUCUCAAUUCCAGUCAUCACUAGAGAUAUUAACACACCUGGAGGGUCUCCGACUCCAAUACCUGGACAACAUACAAUCUCGCCUUCGGUAUCUACUUCACGACUCACAUGCAUAUCACCCCUGCCAGACCAGCGGCGAGACUCGAUGGACGAACAUUUCCUCAGUACCGUUAACCUACCAGUACCGAAGCAAUUUGCAGACGGAGGAAGUCGUCGUAGUUCAGGUGUGCCGGAAACUCAUAGAAUUCCCAGCAUAGAGGAACUUGAAGAGAAUAGUACCCACACAGAAAAGCAUGUCGAACUCCGCAAGGUGGUGGAAAGCCUCGCAAACAUCGAAGAAAACGUAGACAAUGAACUCGAAGAAAAUGCCGAUAAAGAUGAUACAUUGAACCAAAAGUCAACCACAACGACCACGUCAGAUUCGCAAUCAACGACUGCCCCGUAUGACUUUUCAUUUGAAUCCGACACGAAAACGGUGAAGUUUGAUUUGGACGCCAGCAGUGCAUUCGAACGGCUUGGGUUCAAACCAUUCAAGAAAGCAAUCGAACAACAUCAUACCCAACUGCAAUAUCAGCAAAAAACAGAUGCCGCCUAUCAAAACUUCCAACCGAUAGAGGUAUACGAACGAAACCUCUAUCGCAAUCAGUCGCAACAACAGCAGCAGCAAUUGACCACUCUUGGGAGUAACUUGCAACGUAUGUGCAAUGAACCCGUCGCGAAAAGUUUCAACACACUGCAAGUUCCCAAUAUUUGUCUAUCAACCCUAGAAAAACCACCGGAUAAUAUGUAUUUUAGCGAAAACAUCACCAUCAUCGAUACAGACAUGCCGGAGCGAUCCUCAUCCGAAGAUGUUCCGGGAGAAGCUAGCGAUGUUCUCUCAGCAAUAAGCAACGAAGAAUGCAGCGUAACAUCGGAGAUUCUGGACAGACAAUCAGACAACAAUUCUCAGAUUCACACCGCAGAUUUGAUUCAGGAUUUAGAUACGGAUCGAUUCAGUCACAUUGAUUCCCCGGAGACAAGCGACACCACCGAGGCGCUACAUGGGGAAAGCCUAAUGGACGACAUAAGUUCGGUGUUGGGCCAGGAUUUGCUAGGUGCACUCCAAGAUAACACAAUAACUGAGGAUACCACAACGCUUUGCACAUUAGACCACACAAAAAGACGUAGUUUCAAGAAUAGAAAACAACAAAAAGAUUGCUACGAGUUGGAUCAAUUUGGGUUCGAAAAUCGGGUAUUCGACAUCGACAACAGAUGCGACGAUCAGAAAGUUCGUGAACCUAGAUACUGCAGUCUGGCAAAGUUUGUCGAGGGAAAUGAUAUAGCGAGGAAGAGCUUCAAAAGACCAGCUGGACGCGGUUUACCAUCUAGAAGUUUGGCAAGCAGAGCAAUGAACCUUCUGGAGAACGAAUACGAGAAUACACAAAGUUUGGCUGCAACUCUCCUGCAGCCCCAUGGAUCUCCGUCUGACCCUUCAGUCACUGAAACGGAUACGGUGCGAACAUCGGGAAUAGAAUACCGAAAACUAAGCUCAACUGCAACUAAUGCCGACGAGGAUAGCUUUUCGGAAGUAGAAGACAAGGAUGAUAGAUCUGAGGAUGAUAACGAAUCUGAUGGGGCAGUGGGUGGAGAAGAACAAAACGAGGAGAUUGACAUUCACGAUGAGGUGCAAGAGAAUGAAACGCAGCCACCAGGGAUUCCAACAAUAAACGUCGUCGUUGAACCACCCUCACCGGCGAUGAGUGAUGAGUUGCGAUCACUGCGCGUGCCGGAGAUUCGACGCCACUCGAGUCAUACGCCGAACAUGUUGGCACCACGAGAGAUUGACAUUAAUCGACGGCACUCGGGCAAUAAUCCGAAUUUAUUAGGUCUAGAUUCGGACCAUAUACGUUUCCUGAAUAGUUCACCAGCAGCUUCAAGGCGCAUCAGCUGCGGAAGCUUGAUGUUCAAACCUGAACUUGGCAGCUCUAAAAGCAAUAUAUUCAGUUCCAACAUGGGACUGUUCAAUUUUGAACGUGAUGUUGAAAGCAAAGACGAGGAGAAAAAGAAAAAAGAACAAAAGGAGAAAGUCAAAAAACUGCCGAUCAUUAAUCCUUUGGUUAGAUUACCUACUUGGCCGAAUGUUAAUAACAGUUUUAUUUCCAAGUGUUUAUUGGCUAACGCAGACACUCUGUGUGCUGCGGUUAGUCCUCUGAUGGAUCCAGAUGAAACCCUGAUGGAAGGCUAUCAAGAGAAGGCUGUUAUGAACAACUACUUUGGAAUCGGAAUCGAUGCUAAAAUUUCCUUGGACUUUGCGAUGAAGCGAGAGGAACACCCGGAGAAGUGUCGAUCGCGAGCCAAGAACUACAUAUGGUAUGGAGUGCUUGGUUCGAAGCAGUUGGUACAGCAGACCUGCAAAAAUCUCGAGCAGAGGGUUCAGCUAGAGUGCGACGGACAGCGAAUACCAUUGCCUUCAUUGCAAGGAAUCGUCGUGCUCAAUAUUCCAAGCUUUAUGGGUGGCACCAAUUUCUGGGGCAACACAAAAGACGACGACAUUUUCCUGCCGCAGAGCUUCGACGACCGCAUCCUGGAGGUGGUGGCGGUGUUCGGUUCUGUUCAGAUGGCUGCCUCUCGGUUGAUCAACAUCCAGCAUCACCGGAUCGCGCAGUGCCAGAGCGUGCAGAUAAAUAUUUUGUGCGGAGAGCCAGUUCCCGUCCAGGUAGACGGUGAAGCAUGGCUGCAGAAGGCGGGAAUAAUUCGCAUCAUCCACAAGAAUAGGGUUCAGAUGCUGUGCCGCAAUCGCGAGCUGGAAGUAUCGCUGAAAAGCUGGCAGGAAAAGCAACGCCAGCACAGCAUUUCAAUUGCCCGCGAGCAAUCUUCGACUGCAUCGGAACACCUGGUGGCACCAUCCGAGCAUGUGUUUUCCGAGCGGGAAACCUACCUGCUGCUGAACUUCAUCGAGUGUGUUAGCACUCUGGUGAAGUGGGUAAAGUUUUUAAUUAUUUCCCACCCAUCGUUGCAACCGGACCUGUAUGCGGUGGCGUCCAAAACGGCCGAUGCUCUGGAAUCCAUUCAUCCCGGGGGGAAAAUCAUAGAGGGGCCAAAUUUGCGUCGACAGCUGACGGAACUGGUGAGAGCUACCCGUCGUUUGUAUGAGGAUACAUGCGACUUGCUGCGGGAACGCAGCCAUAGCCUAAUUUUACGCGAAGACCUUGAAACAAAACUGAGCGUAUCACUGGCCAAUAUGGAAAUGGAGCUGGGUAAGUGUAGUCUCCAACAGACGAGUGAUGGUGAGACAAAGGUGUUCCUUAAUGUGCUAGCACCGCACGAAGAUAUUGAUCACCGUAAGAAACAGAAACCAUUCUGGUUGCGCUUGCGUGGACACCAUGGAUCCCAUGGUCAUCAGGGAUCAAGCGGAGCGUCUGGUGGGAAAAAUAGUGCUGGAGCGACCAGCUCGAGGGAUGCUGUUAGCAAUUGGGGCGUCGGUGAAGUGGUCACAUGGCUGGAGGCCAUGCAGUUGUCGGAAUAUGUGGACAGUUUCAUUAAGAAUGACAUUCGAGGCAAAGAAUUACUCACGCUGGCCAGACGGGACCUAAAAGAUUUAGGAGUUACAAAAGUUGGUCAUGUGAAACGUAUACUGCAAGCAAUCAAAGACUUCGGUAGUUCGAGAGGAUAAAGCGUAGACCGUUCAGUCCAUCACAUUGAAACGAACGCUAUACUACACUACUGAAAGUAACUUAAUAAUUUGAACACUAUUCCGAAGCAGUUGUCGAUAUACACAAAAAUGCAUUUCGUUCCCGGCGAUAUUUCACUGAGAGCAAAAAGCAUUACAUUUUUUUAAUAAUCAUGAAACUAAAAGACUUCGUUUACUCACGUAUAAAACGUAUAAUUCCAAUCUGUCUAGUACUAUUUUCCCCGUAACCUAUAAUAUUCAAUGAACAACUGAAAAGCAAACAUUGCAAUGAAACAAUUAGAGGAAGUAACGAGAAACAUAAGCAUCUAAUUAGUAAUGUAAGCGUAGCGCAUAGUGUUACCAAUCGGUACCCCGGAUGCCGACAGUUUGAUGGAUUACAAGCUGGAGUAGCAACGACAGGAAUCAACCAAUAUCAAUUUUACUCGAAUCAUAAGAUGUAAAGCCUAAGACAUAAGCGUAAUGUUGAUUGUGUGGUUUAGUUACAAAUUCUCCAUUAUUAAAACUGUGGUCGAGUCAGUGUGUGCGAACGUAAAUUUCCCACUUCCCUUGAUCCUGAUUGUUUUCCCAAUGUUGUUAAACUUGACGAGAACAUACGUGAGAUAUACAAAAUACAAAAAAUACAAAGCAAACGUAUUCUAAAACAAACAUAACAAACCAACAUGAACAUCUAUCGAGAGCGAACAGAACAAACUUUUGCCAUUUGUGUUCCUACUUUAUGUGCUGUUGAGUGUUUAUUAACGAGCAAUCUAAAAUGUGUGGAAUGUGUGGACGGAUGAAUUUACAAAAAAGCAACAUUAAACUAGAUGGAACUAGAAUAUAUACAUUAUACAUGCAAGAUUCGUUCGUUCAUGAUCCUUAAAACUAGUUUUAUGAAGUAUUAUAAUUACAAGAUUUACGGAAAAUAUGUGAAUGUUUCUUCUUGUAGAGAUAUAUAAAUAGUAUUCAGGGCAUCCUCCGGUGAGUGGGAAAGUUCUUUGCUGGUGGCUUUGGUAGAAAUAAAUUUGAAACUUUACCGUAUGUUGUAAGAUAACUACGUACGCUUUGGAACAUAACCUACGUGCUUUAGAGAACCAUAAUGACUUUGAUGAGAAUCUUGUAGCCUUUUCCCAACACUGAUAUCUCUCGAGUAUCGGUGAUAUUACUGAACCCUACGUCUGUUUGCACAAUGAAGUUUGUGAAAUGAUUCUAGCCCUAGCUAAAAUUUUUAAUCCGGACCAGGUUUUAUUCGAUUGUUCUUUAUCAUCAGAUUAUGAUGUGUUCCAACGCAAAAUAAAACGACAACGAAGGUGACAAGGAAUGAACUAUUUAGCAAUUAUAGAUCCCUCCAUUCUUGAAAUAUUCUGAAAUAUCGAAAUUAACAGCAGAGUACCUAACUGGUUGAUGUUCCCAUUACGAAUAUCCCUUUAGCACAACGUUGAACAGAGGAUCCUCGACUUGGGGAAGUAUCCUUGUAGCGAGCUGCAGACCCACAUUCUUAAUUUUGAUCAGCUCUUGUCGAUCAAUCAUUUAAUAUGCGACUUUGAACUAUAUAAAAAGAUAUGGCGAGCCUAAUAAUUGGUAUUCAGAACUUUUUUGGUGAACCUUUUUUUCUUCGAUGGGUCCGAAGGCGAAAUUAUUUAUUGAAACAAAUGCAAGAAUGAAAAGAUUCUUGCAUCCGUCCUAAUGGAUUUUCAUCAAUGCUACUUAACUUGGUAAGUUUCUUGUAGUCCUUGGAUGGGGCUCCGAAGCAAUGAGGUUAUCAAAAAGAUUGAGUCUUAUGGCAGAAGUGAACAACUGUAAAAUUAACUUCCGUUGAAUACACACCACGGUUCGUAAUCACCAUUCUUCGUGGACGCCUUACUAUGGUGAGUAAAACUACUAACGUCGUCGUCGCGUUUUCGGAUCCAAGCAGUUCUCAGAAAUUGAGAAAUUGAGACUACCCUUUCAAUGAACCCCCUGUCACUAUGGCGUUCGAAGUAAUGACGGUUGUGUAACAUUUACCCAAAUACUUUUCACCCGAAACACGUUUACCCAAAGAACAUUCACUCGAAUAUACCAGAUACCCGAAUUACAUCUACCCGGAUGUAACAAAAAUCCUAAUGCAACAUUUACCCGAAUGUAAAAAAAAAUCCGAAUGCGUCAUUUACCCGAAUGCACAAUUCACCCGAAGGAAGAAGGAAUGGUUCCGACAAAUCAGUUUAUGCGGUUUGACGAUUCUCUGAUAGUAAAUAAGAAUAAAUCAAAUAAGAGAGAUCAACAAAAAAUCCGUAAUAAAAUAAAAAAUUGUAAUGAGGAAAUUUGAAAAUGAUUCGCUGAUUCAUUGUUUAGAAAUUAAUGUAGGUACAAAUAACAAAAAAAACAUUAAAACCGGUUUUAAAAUUCAUGGUAAAAAAACAAAAAAAAGAAAAUUCAUACCGUGGAAAGCUUCUAGGGUUAGUACUUGGUCGUGUAACCUGCAUGGAUUCCACCAGCUUCUGGCACGUGGUGAUCGGAAUGGCGUACCAACAAGCUUGGAUCCUAUCCCCCAGUUGCUGCUUAUUUUUCGAUUUCUCCGUGUACGCCGACCUUUUAACGAUCUCCAAUAGGUCUCUAUAGGGUUCAAAUCCGGUGACUGCGCUGGCCACUCCAUGAAGUUAAUUUUGUUAUCCUGGAACCACUUUUGAAUGGUCUUGGCGGUGCACUUCGGAUCGUUAUCCUGCAUGAACUGCCAUUUCAGGGUCAUCUCCUACACGGUGGGUGGCAGCACAACAUCCCUUAACAUUUGGCUGUAGAGGUACUGAUCCAUGAUCAGUACAAGGGGCCAACCCCGUACCAGGAGAAGCACCCUCACGCCAUAAUGUUCCUUCCUCCAUGCUUGAAUGUCUUCGUGGUAUACUGUGGCAUGUACGCACAGCCUAUUAGGCGAUGGACCCAUGUUUUUCCAUCCGAGCUGAUGAGGUAUAUUUACGGACCGAUCCUAUCGAAGUGGUCUUUCGCGGCUUCAGAUGCUUCGGCGUCGAUAUCCGGGCCUUCCGGGGGUUUAUACCGCCGCUGAACUGUCCACACUCACGGACGAGUUCAGUUCGUCCCGGAUCUUUUCCAAGGCCAUGAAGGGAUCUUUCUUGAAGGCUUGCUUUAUGGCAGAGUCAUUCUUCGGUCAUUUUUAUUGUGCGUCCGGUCGUUUCGGAUUUUUAUGCGGUCGUGGAGGGCAUUAAACACAAAGGUUUUGAAUCGUCCCAAAUACUCUGUGAUUUCGCGUUGGCUGCUGUCUGCCUUGGACAUUUUGCGGAUGACCAUCCGCUGUGUUUCCGUGCGCGCGACCAAUUUUUCGUUGACUGGAACUAGAAUUCGAGAAUUAAAACCUUACAUACUUCUUGUAUACAUGAUGUAUUUAUGAUGUAUUACCAGGAUCCACAAAACACAAAAUACCACCGAGAAGCAAUCAAUUAUUCUUAAAAAUCGGUUGAAAUAACACUCGAAACAGCCGAAUUUUGAUGCGUCAUUUUAGUUGUUAAGUAUGCUUAAAACGCAUUUUUUAAUGAAUGACUAUUGAUUUAACUACAGACAUAAAUUUCUUCGAACAAGGUAAUUAAAUUGUUAUAAUUGGAUUGAAGCACUGAAUUGGAUGAUUUUUUCUCAAAGUUUUGUAACUUUCUUUUUUUUUUGCUUGAACAAUGGUCUUAAUGUUUCGUCGGACACUGUAAAUAUAAAAUUACCUUCUAAGAAAAUAUAGUAGUGAGUAGUAUAUUCGGGCAAAUUUUACAUUCGGGUUUUUGUUGCAUCCGGAUAAAUGUCCAUUCGGGUAGAUGUUCCAUUCGAAAAACUGUCACAUUCGGGUAUUUGUUACAUCCGGGUGAUUGGAUUUCGGAUGAAUGUCUUUCGGGUAGCUGUCUUCCUACGGACCUACGAAUUCCUCCAGAAACAGAGUAAACUACCAACCUUUAUUUCUGCGGAAAUCGGUAUUUCUGCGGUAUCACUCUGUCGUAAAUAGGCCAUGGUAUAUAUACAGGGUAUAAGAAAGGCAAAUACCCUUAAAACUGCCUAGUCUCCUCCAGAGAUGUCGAAGCAGCUUUGAAUGCCACUUCCAACUGCUGUACAUAAUUUAGGCUGACUACAAUGAAUGUAUUCGCUGUGCGAGUAAACUUACCCUACAUCCUGAAAUUGAUCAACAGAAACUUCAAUGUGCAAACAAGACAUUCCCGGUUUUCUCUUCGAGGGCCGAACUCAGAUUCUCUCACAAUGAAAAGACAAUCGUUAAUCGUUAAUCGUAACUACCAGCCAGACCCGCCCAAUAUUAAGGGGACAGAGAGUUCAUAGAUUUUGGCAUAUAUCGUAGCAUUUAAGUACCAAUCCCAAUUGAAAUUCUAUAUUUCUUGAUCGACGGAGCAAAGCGAGUGGAUCAAAUUUUAACAACACGUUAGGCAUAGAAUAUAUCAUGUAACCAUAUUCACGUUGAGAUACUUAUUUGAGUCAAAAACUAGUAAUAGAAAUCGUGUUGUUGACAAAAGGCAAAUUUCAUAGUACUCGUAAGUAUCGCUAGUAAGGUUCUACAUCGCGGGUAGGUAACAUAAUUGGUAAAACAAGUCUACAACCUAGAUUUAAAUAUAUCCAACUGACAGUUUAAUGUUGACCAUUGCUGAAUUAGAAGGAACUAUGUUGAAAAUUAAAUUCAAAAUUAACUAAAUAAGAAACAAUGAAAUGUCUAUAGCUAAUAAGUGAGUGAAUCAUCAAACCAAAAACGACUCAUUCAGACGAUAAUCAAAGAUAAUCUACUUUACCCAGAAAAAAAAAUUGUAAUGCGCAAUUUUCUCACCAAAUGCGUCACGCGAGAGUUUUCUUGUGGCGUUGUAUUUGUUCAUCGAUAUUCAUCACGUGUUUUGCACACUGUUUGUCAGCACAAUUCCAGAUGAGGUAUGAAUCAAUGUAAAAUACGUUUAGAUGUUCUAUGUUAUCGGGAAGAAAAUCCCGAAUUGCUGAGCGAAAGUGUCAUCUUCGUCUUCAUUUACUUCAUCUCAGUCCGAUCACCGAUAUUUGUAAGGAAAUUUUAUUCCAAUACUCUGAAUUGCAUAAAAUUCUUGAAGCAUAUUCGAAAUACGAAUGCAUUUGCCAACCCUCUCACUUCUUUAUAGGACCUCAAAACCUGGUGGAUUUGCUCGAACAAAAGAUCCUAAUGGCGGACUCAUUCACGAUUUUUUCUGCGAAUGAUGAUCUCUCAUAGUCAUUCCGGAUCGAGUAGAUGUCCGGAGAUCCAUUACUGUGAUUUUAUUAUCAUUAAACUACUGUUCGACCAAUUUGGUGAUAGGCUUGGGUUAAUUAUCUUGUUGGAAAAAGUUUUAUCGGCAUUUUCUACUCUGCAUACGACAACAUAACAAGCACGUCAAUAUACACGAAAGAAUGCACAAUCCCUUUUAUUCGUUUAAUUGGACCAAAACACAUCCACCACUUUGUGAUAUUCAUUGUAAAUAAGUAGAAAACGCAGAACACAAUACUUAAGUUGUACAACAGAGCCUCUUUCUCUGGUUUCUCCAUUUUGAAUAAGGAAAACAAAGAAAGUAUUUUAUAAAACAACUUAUUUCUCAUGUUAUUGUGGGACACAAUACAGCUGAAGAAUCAAUGACAAUUCAGUUCCCAUCUUAGAACAUUGAAGUUAACUGACGUUUUUUAUAAUUGUUUAUAGCUGAUUCAAAUGUUUUGUCCACUACUGCAUGUAAGCAAUCUAACAGAAAUUUUGGAAAUAAAUAAUUACGUUGUACAGAAAAAAAACAUUAUUCAUCGGACCAUAUAAAACUGAAAAAUAAUUCUUACAGUUAAACAGAAUAAAAAAGUAUUAAAAAACUUUUUGAUUUGGAAAAUAAUCUUUGAUGUUGAACGCAUACUUUAGUGGCAAGAUCUUCUUCACUAAAGGUGGAAGUACACUGUAACGCGGAGGUCACAUAUUUUACAGUUUUCGACUGGUAAAAUUUGGUACAAAUACUACUUCAAUUAUCAACAGUGGCAAACAAUGUCAAACAUCGAACAUUUGAUUGGAAUAUUUAACGUAUGUCAGUUCAUGGUUUGUUGAACAGCUCCAAAAAAAGUUUCAGAAAACAAGAACUAGAUAUUUGCUUUGUGGGUUCUAUUUUAAAUAUAUUUGAUCAGCACCAUCAAUACACGUUAAUUAAAUUUUAUCCAUCAAAAAGUGUCAACUGCUUGGCUUCGUUCAAACAGUGUAUAGACACAUUAACUCAAUUUGAGAGUGAUGAGUUUCAGAUCGAAUAGCGUACAAUUAUUCGUAGUUUAUACAGUUUUUUGUACACUAAUCUGAAUUUCAGUGAAUAAGUGAAUAUCGUAAAGUCUUUCUAGGAUGUGUAAGUCUUCCUUCGUUAUAGAUUGUGUACCCGUAUAUUUUGUUGAAGAACCUGAAAAAUAGAGUCCAUGCGGAGUUCUAAAAUGAGAUCGAACGAUCAUUUUUGAUUGAUUGAUGAUAUUAGCUGGCGUACUUUGCGUGGCUAUUUCGGCUUCUAAACAUCCACAAUGCGAUAAGAUGAUAUGAGCAGAUCACUUUAUGAAUAUUACUGUUGGCUAGGUUCUUAUAGUUAUUCAAAAAAUAACUCUAUAAUAUAUUUCAAACAGACUGCUUUAGUGAAGGACCAAAAACGUAAUACAAACAGUAAACAAAUACCGGGGGCAUAAUAUCUUGUUAGUGUUGAAUACGAUGUUACCGCCAUUACGGGUACAGUUAUCACACAAAUGGACAUUCAUUUUAAUAAAAAUUAUAUCAAAGACUUCGAUGCUUGAUAAAAUAAAUCCACCUAACCAUUUUUCCGUUUAAACUACUUCAGACACUAUCGUUUCAACGAGGUAAUAUAUGAAUAAGAAAAGCAAAUAUAUUAAAUGUUUAGUUCUUGAUAGGCGAGUAGUUGCACAACAAUGAAAAUAUAUCUAUAAAAAGUAAAUCUGUUUAACAACAACGACAGAAUACUACUAUAACAACAUAUUUCAUGAUAUUGUAUAAAUUCAUCGAGUGCCCAAUCAAUGUUGAACCAUGUAGAAGAGGAUCAAUCAACCGACUCCAACCGACUCCAAGUCGAACAAUUCCUAGCACACCUUCAUACCUUUCACAUUGUUUAAAGACUGUCAUCAAUUUACGCAUGCUAUCUGUGAUAUUUUCACGAUCAUCUACAAUAAUAUAAAUAAAGCAAGGAAACCAUGUAAACCAACGAUGAUUCGGGAAUCAGUACGUUGUACACUCUGAAAAUUCAGCGAAUUUCAACAAAACCUCCGUACGAAACAUUUCACAGUAAAACUUUCGUCUUAUAUAGUAAGGAAAAUAAUAUAAAUGAUAUUGAAGUAAAUAACAAAAGAAGUAAUCAAAUCUUUACCAACUUAAAAGCAGAACAAAUAAAUUCACAAAUAUUACCAGAUGAAUAAACAAAAUAGAUAACUUACAGACCAAACACAAAGCGAAAAGCAUAGCAAUUAAGUUGAAGUAGAAUCUGUUACAAUAAAAACUGUUGAAAUGAAAUAACUCGGACGAAAGGUUCCGUUUUUACAAUGUACAAACUUCGUUGAAAUAUUGCCCAUUUGUAAAAAAAACAGCAGGUAAAAUGAUAAAAUCUACGAUGGUGUUGUAGAAUUAAAACCUUUACCCCACAAUUUUCCCACUCUUUUUGCAGUGCAAUAUGAGGAAAGUAAUAAUAGUGAAACAUUCAGAUUCCGAUUAUAUCCUUCAAAUAAAGAAACUUUAGAAA